UUCAACAUAGUUUAUAUUUCACGAAUAUACCAUAUACCAGAAAAUUCAACCAAAAAAUAGAUUUAUAUUGUGUUGGAUUUUUGGCGCCGCGACCGCAUAUUUCAAAGGAAAUAUAUUAAACUUAUUUGAACUCAUAUUGACGCAAUUAGAUAGUAAUAAUGAACAAAGCUAAGGUCGAACGCGGUGAGGACGGACUCAUUAAAGGCAAAGUGAAGAGACUGUACCACCAGAGAUAUCGCGCCGAGUGGGAAAGAAACCCAGAGUAUUCGAGUUGGCUGCGCCCAAGCAAUGACGGUUAUUCUGCUCAUUGCCAAAUAUGCGACGCGGAUAUGUUGGCCAGGUUGGCCUCCGUCAAGCAGCACCACAACACCAGGAAGCACCAGGAGAGCAUUAAGUGCAACGCGUUCCUAUCAAUGAAUAUGAUUAAAAGCGAGCAUGGCAUUACCUUCGAAGCGAAGCAUAAACCAAAGGCUAAGCCCAAAUUCAAGCCAAAAAUGAAGGUCGCUGCAAAGAUAGAGCAAAUAGAGGAGCAGGAAAUGGUGUCCAACGAUGACUCCAUACUAGACGAUUUGCUCGGAAACGAGUCGCCGGAGACGAAAUAUGUAUAUGAAGCGGAACACGUGGACGGUACGGAGAUGCAGCAGGACUACGACAAUGUGACCGAGGAGAUGGAAGCCGAGGAGUUGCAUACGAAGCACGAAGAUGAUAACGGGAUGCGACUGGACGAUAUACAGGAAGUGUGCAUACCCGAGGAAAACAUAAUCAGCGAAUUCGAUUUGUUCGGCAAGAGUGUGGCGCUGCAGUUGAACCACAUGGAUCUGGAGGAUGCUCUGAUGUGCCAAGAGCGCCUGCAGGUGGUCCUCACCGAGUUUCGUCUUACAAUACUUAAGCGCAGUAGGGAAGCAAAACGCUCUGCAUAAUCUUACAUAUUUUUAUGUAUAUCUUUCUUAUGUUUUUAUGUACGUAGAAUAAUUGAAAACUGCAAAUGCUAAAUAAUAAUAACUAUUCCGCUUCUAUUUCGUCUAUAAA
This is a messenger RNA of Drosophila subobscura, 1029 nucleotides long. RefSeq lists its product as uncharacterized. NCBI's taxonomy places the organism in Eukaryota, Metazoa, Arthropoda, Insecta, Diptera, Drosophilidae. The transcript is spliced from 2 exons. The record is from RefSeq and is a predicted model, not a curated record. Bases 159 to 920 code for a protein of 253 amino acids.